CAGUUUCGAAACUCUCAUCUUCGCAUUUAUUCAACUAUCUGAUUAAAAUGGAUCAAAAAACGAGUUUUGAAACAGUGAAGCCUCUAGAAUAUCCUAUCUAUGCCAAACUUGAUGAUAUCAGCAGGUGUGUUCAUUAUGAUGACUUUAAAGUUGCCGUUCAAAGGCAACUGCUCGUACCUCAAGGUCUUAAUAACAGCAGGACAGUGCUGCCCCAAAAGGUGCUGUGGUUCGCUCCAUCGCAGUCGAGCUCGGAGCACAAUUUCUACGGCAACGUCAGCUUCACCAUCAAGUGGAAGACCGUGCUACAGAAACUCGGUCCGAACCUCUACCUCAUCGACCAGGCCAUUUAUAACACCAGAAGUUUCACUAGAGUCGUGUUGACUAAAAAUAAUUAUGACGGAAUUUUACCCAGGUUGAAUUUAGAUUCAUCUGGCUCACCCAUGAUAACUUCAUUGCUUGGUUUCUACCACGCUUCUCAAUGCAUGAACAGAGCUGGGGCCGUAGGCCCUCAUGAGCUGCAGAUAGCGAUCGAAGUGGACGAUGCCGAUGCGAGGUGGCUCUACAGGGAAUGUUGUGUGGCUGCAAAUAAUCAUUCUGAGGCUAAUGCUCCUAAUUUUGGAGACUAUACAAGAAGAAAUGGAGAAGAAUCAAAAUUUAAAUCAUUCAAAUGCUUCAAGUUUAAUACUGCACGCAAUUGUGUAUGUUUUUAUAAGUGGACGCUUGAAGAGUGCGAGGAACACAUGAAGGCGGUACUGGGGGCGGCUAAACCAUCAACUAGCAGUGGACAUCGUGCAACUACACGAGAGUCGUGUAGCCUGUAUGACAUGGAUCUACACACAGCUACAUUGCCAUCAACUAGCCGUGCCAAUAUGGGGCAACGUACAUCUACACGAUCAGAGAGCAAUGGUGGUGCGAUCGCAGUGGCAGCAGUUGCAGCAGUGGCAGCAGCUGCAACUGUGUUUUUUGCAUGGAGGAAGGCAUCCAGAGAUUCAAAAUAAACGUUUAUAUAUCAACCAGCAGUUACAGAAUGGGAUUUUUCUCUGCAAGUUGCUAUUUUUAUAACAUUUUUUGGUCUAGUAACAAUUGGCAAUUUUUAUUCUUUCACUUUUUGUUCAUGGCGCAUUGUCAGGAAAAUACCUCUGUGAUCGCUGAGCUUCCGUCACUUUAACAGGGAAUUGUUCUGGCAUUUCUCAAAGGCUUAAGGUUUAGUAGCUAUUAAUGAUUUAAUGGACUCUUUCAAAAUUCGUAGGUAUAUUUAGUAAACAACUUCAUCUUAAUUAAUUGUGAAUCCAAUUUAAACAAUGGUAUUGAUUCUUUUCCGGUAGUACAACUGUCAGCGAAUACUUCAAAAAAAUUUCCCAACGUCUUAGCUGCAAUGUAGGUAUUUUUUACGCAAAAAUUUUCCAACUUAAAUUUUAUUUAUCUCUAUUAUACUAUGAACGUAAUUUGACUCCAAAAUGACAUUAAACUCCAGAUUGAGCGAUAAUGUUAGCAGAGAAUAAGAUCAUUUAUUUAAUAGUUUCCCAAGCUUAAAUUAUUGUUCGCUAAAUUCUCGAUAGUGAGAAAUGACUAUGAAAGCCAAAUCUUUUCGAAAUUAUUUCAACGAGACAGUCAUUUGCAAUGGAUAGUUGAAUUUUACCUGCAAGGCGGGUAGGCUUGACCUGACGUCAUGUGACAUUAUCACAUUAUCAUCAGCAUUAUUUUCAGAGCUACCGGUUUUGUUUCUGAGCGUAUGGAAAACUAUCGCACGAGGCACCAUCACCGUGCCUAAAACGCCAUCGAUAUCAUGCUCUAUAAAAUUGCCUCCUCCUGAAAUGGAUUGCAUUGCAGUCUCCCUCGUGAAUUAUUUUGAGCUGCCAAUGAAGAAAGAAGAUUUAUAAUUCAUCACUCAUCAAUGUUUUUUAUUUCUAUUUGAGAAUGCUUUAGCACAUUUAUGAAAAUUUUUUUGAGUUAUAAAAUUACCUACUGUUCGUCGGUGUAUCUUUCAUCGAGAAAUAUUUUUGCCUAUUUUUAUUUAAAUCAUAGCAUUAGUAUCUUGAUAAAAAUGAGGUAUUUGUUUUGUUUCUUCAACCAUAGUUAUGUUUUCUUUAGGCUGGUAAAUAGAGGAUUUAUAGGGGCUGGCAAACAAAUGUAUUUGUGUUUUGGGCCCAAUUCGGGCGCAUCUACAUUUAAAAUGAAGUCAAAGUUGGAAGCCAACUGAAAUAUUAAAUUAAUGCAACUCCCUGAGACGGGAGAUAAGUAAAUGAAAGCCUCUAUGGGUUUGUUUUGAUUCGUUAUAUAUUAUAAUUGUAAGGCAAAAAUUGUUUUCAUGUUUGAGUUCUUAAAUGUGCCACUGUUAAGAAUCUAUAAAGUGUUUGAAAAAAAAAUAAACUCUACGUAUCUUCAUGAUAAGUGCAUGUGGGAAUCCAAUGUCCUCGAUAGCAUUUCGGUUUUGUUAUAUGUGGAUUACUUUUAAAGUAGCAACCUAAACUUUAAACUGACAUCUCUUUUAUUCAGUUAGACAAAGUUAUAAAUGUCCAUUUAGAACUUAGAAUUUAGAAUUUUAGAACUUAGAAUUUAAAUAAAACCAAAUUAAAGAUAUAUUUCUUUAAAUAUUUAGCGACACAUGAUCAAAUUCUGCACUCGUCAUGAGCAUGCACUUCCCCGAAUAAUAAAGUGAACAUAUAAACUACAAAAUAUACUGUACGACAAGAUUGUUGUACAGUAUUAAACACAAAUUAUACUGCAACGCAAAUUAUACUAUACAACAAACUUGUUGCACAGUAUAAUUUGCUUCUUCACAUCUUCAGGAAAUUUUUGGAAAACCACUCAUUUACACUGGUACCGCAUUCCUGCCACCACCAUCUCCCGGUGAAAGCGUUCAGCAAAUCCGUCAAACUGAGGUUGUCAAAAUAAGUGUGCUCUAUGAGUUCCUAUGUCUGUCACCUAAGAGAACACCAGACUUAAUUAACUUCUUCAUUCUUCAUUAAUACACUAAAUGUAUAUAUAUUAUAGUAUAUUGGUUGGUAUAUUGAUUGUGUUCUCUUUUUUAUGAUGGCAUGAUCUAUAGGGGGGCAACGCAAAAAUAAAAAUUGGUAUCAUGAUCAGUUCCUUCCCUCCAAAUCAUGGGUACCGCAAAUGGUAGGGCUCGUUUUACUGUCACGUAACCGGCCAGAAAGCCCUGCAUAUCAAGUACAGCAAAUAUGAGGAGCUCAAGGUUGUUCUUUGAUCCCUCAGCUUACAAUCACUGUAAAAAUGGUAAGCUUCUUUAUCACUGGUGUAAUAGUACGUUUCCGUGAAACCAAUAUAUAUCUUGCACAGAAACAAAAGUAUUAUGCUUUCAUACUUUCACAGAAAAUAUACCUAACCUCUAGCAAUAACUUGAAAAAUAGACUUAAACGAACUUUUCCAAUGUCAGAUUCAUAUUCAGCACCCCUCAAAUUGGUUUAUUUCAGCUACUUUUGUCUCUGUCACAAUUUAUUUGUUGACCAGUGUUAUUGGAGCUACUCCAAAUUCACUUUCAGUAGUGAAGAGUCUCAGCAUCGACCAAGACUCUUACAUAACCUUGAAGCCCGCAAUUCGUCUUGCAAAUGGCUGUAUUUAACAACUAAUUCUUCGCAGCUAAUAUCCCAGAAUUGACAUCACUUACAUGAUGUUAUGUUUAAAGGCAAGUGAAAUUAGCAGAGUGGCAAAUAUUAUUGCUGUGCUCCUUCAAUACUCUUUUUAAUUCAUUUGUCCAACCAUGUUGUGUAGAUUGGAAGACGGAGACGGUUGUGUAGACGGAGUCCGGCACUCGUUGUAGACGGUCUUGAGAGUGAUGGUCCAGCUGUCCGGCUGGUGCUGUGGUUCUCUCCCAUGCAACCAAGAUCAGAGCAUAACUACUUCGGCAACGUGAGCUUCAUCAUCAAGUGGGAAAGCGUGCUAAAGAAUUUUGGUCCAAAUCUCUACCUUCUGGACCAGGCCAUUUUCAAUAGGCGAUCUUUCACCCGAGUUGUGCUCACAAGAGAUAAGUAUGAUGAAUUAACGGAAGUUGAUUUGCAUUCAGAGGGCUCACCCUUGCUAAAAUCCGAGUCUGGUUACAGCCACGCUACAGAAUGCAUGAACAGAGUUAACCAGGGUCCUCACGAGCUGCAGAUCGCGAUCGAAGUGGACGAAGAUGAUAUGAAACCUUUUUUCUAUGAUUUUAAAAUUUGCUCUAACAAUCAUUCUGAGGCAAAUUCUAUUUAUAAGGGACCGGACGCUGAUGAGGCAUACUCAACUUUUGAAUCCUUCAAAUGCUACAAAUAUAAUACGAAGUUGAAGAAAAAAUGUCCCUACCAAUAUACUCUUGAUGUGUGUCAAGAGGCAUUGGAACAUAAUGUUUAAACAAGCCUCGCCCAUGGUGUUCUAAAAAUUAUACGCCUGUGAGUACAUGAUGUAUUUACCAUGAACCCAGAUAUCCGGUUUCAGAUGACCUGUAAACAGGAACUAACGAAACCAUUCCGAUUUUACUCCUGUCCAGAAUACUAGGCUUGAAAAUUGUCAUUUAUUUCCUAAUGUAAAUUACUGUCUCUGCUGAAAAUUAAUAUUCGAAUGUAAUUAAUGAAGUCGCCGUCACACCAAGCCGAUUGUUUGUUCUACAAAUAUCGGUUUGCCUAAUUAAGUUACAGAUUGGUUUGUUCUAGACGGGAGCUGCAGCAAAAAAUAACCGUUAUAAGUAUCAUUUGCUUGCAGGAAUUCAUAUAAAUAGUAUGAAUGAAAUUUUGCUGACAAUUUGAAGUAUAAUAGACUUUUGUCUAACUGGUUCAGCUUGACAAAUGGUGUGAAGUCUUAAUAAUUUUUGUUGAAAGUCCACCAAGUUGAGAUGUUAUAAGUUAAGGUUACUUGAACUCAUUAAUGUUUUGUGAGGCUCUUAAUUCUUCUCAUUUCAUCACACUAGCUCUUCAAAAGUUUCAAAUUUACUACCUAUACUAGUUUCUCUGUUCAUCACGUUUCUAGUUUUACACACUAGUUUUUCAAUCAGUUUUAAGCCUUGUAAUCAUGUAUCUUUCUCUAUCACAGUAGUUAUUCAAUAUGUUCUAAGUUCAUUACUCACAUUCCUCAGUAUAUUAGUAUAGUGCAUCAUGUUUUAAGCUUUUUACUCAUAUUUCUUUGGUAAUCACUCAAGUUCAAUAUAUUUAAGGCUUGUUACAUUUCCUUGUUUACCAAGUUAUUUCUUAAACGUACUUCAUGCUUAUUGCACAUGUUACUCAGUUUUCCCCUCUAGCUUAUCAUUUUUGAAGAUUGUUUCAAUGCUCUUCUGUUUAAUCCUCUAAUUCAAUAUCUUUUAGGCUUAUCAUUCGUAUUCAACAUUUUUUACGAUUGCCACGCAUUUUUUCUGUUCAUCCCUCUAGUAAAACAGCAUCAAGAAUUUAAAAGUAGAGAAAUCAAAAACAAAUUCAUCAUAUCUUCAUGGGAUUCAUGCGUGUGGUAGCAGUGCGCGCACUAUGACGUUUGGCAUUGUUCUACUAAGUGCUUCCGUCGGUUUUUGUGCACCUCCGGGACCGGGAUGCAUGUCUGUACAUGUACUGCAAGUCGUGUUUACACGGCGAUCCUGCGAGCGGCUCAUUAUAUCAGUCGUGGUCCGAGUAAGUCCGUCCUAACGGUAUACUUGGAAAACCGUCGUAAUUCCCGAGCUAAUACAUGCAACUCAUAUCCCGAAGUGCUUGCAGAAGCAUCGAAUGAAGCCUCUAUCCGAUACAUGCCCAACGGCGUGGUGCUCUUUGAGCAAGCGCACUGCUGUCGCACGCACAAAUUCAAUGAAUUAUACAUAGUGAAUUUGCAUGGCGCUUUCCAUGAUCUUAAAUUCAUGGUGAACUUGCGAUUUAGGCAGAGUAAUGAUAAAAUACAUCAUAUUUGAGGCUUGUGGCUUAUUACACACGAUUCCCUGUUUAUCACACUACUUCUUAAAUGAGUUCUAAGAUUAUUUCAAGGAAGGUAUCAUUUAAAAUUACUGAAUUUUAUUCAUUGAAUAUAAUCGUUCAGAAAAAUGUUUUUCCCGAUCAUACGUGCUUAUCUCGCAUUUCAUGGGAAUCGAUUUGCAUUGUGUAAGAAAAAUAUCUUAUGUUCGAUUGAUAAACAACUGUUAUUAA
Molecule: messenger RNA, 6089 nt
Organism: Hyalella azteca
Lineage: Eukaryota; Metazoa; Arthropoda; Malacostraca; Amphipoda; Hyalellidae
Exons: 3
Coding region: 48-998 (316 amino acids)
Source: RefSeq, a predicted model, not a curated record